This is a messenger RNA of Paraglomus occultum, 887 nucleotides long. NCBI's taxonomy places the organism in Eukaryota, Fungi, Glomeromycota, Glomeromycetes, Paraglomerales, Paraglomeraceae. The record is from the annotation of a GenBank genome assembly.
UCCAAUCCACUGCAAUGAUCGAUUUCUCAUAUCAAAACCCUUCCACAUCUCACAAUCAUACUGUCAUUCCACCAGUCGUUGUCAAUUCCAGAAAACGUUCUCAUCCAGUCGACAAAUCAAAUGCACCUCGCCCAUACGCAUGUCCAAUGUGCGAUAAAGCAUUUUUCCGAUUAGAACAUCAGACUCGUCAUAUACGCACUCAUACCGGCGAGAAACCACAUAGAUGCGACUUUCCCGGAUGCGAGAAACGAUUCUCACGCAGCGACGAACUAACCCGUCAUCGCCGUAUCCAUAAUAACACCAACAGAAGAGACAGACGCAAGAAUAAAUUGGAGUUGGAAUUUAAAAAUAUUCCCCAAUCUACUCCUCUUUAUAAUGGUGCAACCACUGCAGACUAUCCUCCAAUCACUCAAUUGGCUUUACCUUCACCACCAUUUGGCAGAUGCAAUAAUUGCGUUACAUCAUCUCGACUUAUCGAACAUCCCAGAAAACGUGUUCGCCGCAACAGUAAUAAUAUGAUGCCCAGUCCUCCAUUAUCUGCCACGUCGGCUGAUUCAACCUAUUGUCUAUACACCGACGGCUGCUGUUCUGACACCGAGGCUGAUCUUCCGCCAACCCCCGAGAUGAGUCCUAUUCUUGGCCCUCACGUCAACAACCAAGUUAAUCUCUUAGGAGUCGAUUGGAAGCCAUUCAAUUUUUCAUUGGCGUCUGUUGGGAGCACUGCACCUGCUGUUAAUCGGAUUAGUGAUAUUGUUAAUGCUCCAUUGACACCUAAUGUCAGAACACUGCCUCCUUUGACAGCGAGCACUGGGAAUAUUGGACAGAGUGGAAAUGGUUUUUUUUAUCAGAGUGAUUAUGGAGUGGCUUUACCUCCAAUGAGGUAUUAA